CGUGAGUCAAGAGAGCCGUCGGGUCCAAAGGUCAUUGCCAGUAGUAAUUACAAGCUGCUCUGCACAUGCAUGCAUCCUAUUCUUUCAUUUAGCUAUGUAAAAUCAUUAAAGAUCUUUGCUUGAUCAACAAUCAUGGUGUUCCAUCAGCUGAAUGCUGCAAAAAAACUAUUUUUUUCUUCACCAGUGAAGGCACAAAAUCUGUUAAGAUGGACAAGAACUUUUUCCAAUGAAGAUAAAACCAUCAGAAUUGGAUGUGCAUCAGGUUUUUGGGGAGAUACAGCAGUUUCAGCACCUCAAUUGGUCCAUCAUGGCAACAUUGACUAUCUUGUAUUUGAUUACUUGUCAGAGAUAACAAUGUCACUUCUUGCAAGAGCUAAACAGAAAAAUCCGGAAUUUGGAUUUGCACCGGAUUUUGUACACUAUGCUGUUGGACCAUUGAUACCAGAAAUUAAAGAAAAAGGUAUAAAAGUUAUAAGCAACGCAGGAGGUAUCAAUCCGUUAGCAUGCGCAAGAGCUUUAGAAAAAGUGUCCCAAAAGCAUGGAGUUGAUUUAAACAUAGCAGUCAUUACAGGAGAUGAUCUAUUACACAAGGUAAAAGAUAUUAAGAAUGAGAUUCCUGAUGCAUUACCAAAAGGAAUCCACAGCAUGAAUGCAUAUUUAGGUGCUGGUCCUAUUGCAAGAGCUUUAGACCUUGGAGCAGAUGUUGUAAUUACAGGAAGAUGUGUUGAUAGUGCAGUUACACUUGCCCCUCUUAUCCAUAAUUUUAAAUGGAAAUUCAAUGACUAUGAUUUAUUGGCUGCAGGCAGCUUGGCAGGACAUCUUAUUGAGUGUGGUGCACAGGUCACUGGUGGUAUAUUUACUGAUUGGGAAAUGGUUCCAGGCUGGGACAACAUAGGAUUUCCAAUAGUUGAAUGUUCAUCAGAUGGAAGAUUUAUUGUAACAAAACCUCCAGACACUGGUGGAAUCGUAAACACUGCUACAGUCUCAGAACAAAUGGUGUAUGAAAUAGAUGACCCAAAUAAUUAUCUCCUUCCAGACGUAACUUGUGCAUUCUCUGAUGUUCAACUUGAAAAAAUUGGAGGGAAAGAAUUAGCUGUCUUGGUGAAAGGAGCGUAUGGAAAAAAUCCAUCUGACAGUUACAAGGUUAGCGCUACUUACCUUGAUGGCUUUCGUUGUACAGCUGUUGCUCCAGUGAUUGGCCCUCAUGCUGCACACAAGGGAGAAAAAGUAGCCAAUAGCAUCCUUAAGCGCUGUCAAAGAAUAUUUCAUUCCCUAGGAUUAAAGGAUUUUCGAAAUACGAAUGUCGAGUUGCUGGGUAGUGAAGGGAAUUAUGGGAAACAUAGAAACAAUUAUAACAGCCGUGAAGCAGUGCUGUGGUUGGCUGUCGAACAUGAACAAAAAGAAGCUUUAGAUAUAUUUGCAAGAGAAAUCGCUCCAGCUGGCACUGGCAUGGCGCCUGGUUUAACAGGUAUUGUAGGAGGAAGGCCAACUGUAUCUCCAAUUUUAAAACUUUAUUCAUUCUUGUAUCCAAAGAGUAAAGUCAAGAUUGAUAUUCACAUGAAUGACGAAUUUGUUGAAACGUACGAAGAACCAGAGAUAGUGGAAGAUGAUGCAAGCUCGCGUUCUAUACACAGACUCGACACUUUAAACGAUUCGCAAAUACUUACAAAACGUUCAAGAAAAGGAAACUGCACAUUUCCACUCGGUGCACUGGCUUAUACACGCAGUGGCGAUAAAGGAAACAAUGCAAAUAUAGGUGUCAUAUGUCGAAAUGCUGGCUACUAUCCGUUCUUGAGUGAUGCUUUGACUGCAGAAGCUGUCGAGAAGUAUUUCCAACAUUACUUUGACAGAGAAGCAAUGCACUGCAGAGUAAAGAGAUACGACUUGCCGGGGAUUUUUGGGUUUAAUUUUGUGUUGGAGAACGUGCUUGGGGGUGGUGGUAUCGCGUCAUUACGAUCCGACCCACAGGGUAAAGGCCUGGGACAAAUGUUGUUGGAUUUCAAAGUGAAAAAUGUACCAGAUCUUUUGCCAUCGACAUCCGACAGAACAAGUGACGUAUACGGAAUAUAAAUACGAAUUGUGUCCCAGGAAAUGAUGGGGAAUACUUUUUAACAGAACAUGAGCCAUAUUGUUUUUCAAAUAAUACUUCUCUAGUGGCAUAUGUGAAGGAAUACGACAUGUUGACACCCGUGUGAAUAUGUAGCGACACAGUAUGUUUAUACUGAAAUUUCUCAUUAACAAUUUUUUUACACAACUCAGACGAAACGAUGGUCAAAGAUGAACUUUAUAUGCGAGGUUUUCAUGUAUAUGAUUUUGUAUAGAAAUUAAUGAAAGUGUAAGAUCUUGCUUUGUUUUUUUUUUUUAAUUCCAAUUACUUCUUCCUUCCUAAACCUUUUUUACAUUCAGAUUUCAUAAAAUCUUUAAUUGAGAUAUAUGAGUUGGCGUUUGAUUUGUAGUGUCGAUGAGAAAUACACGUUUUGUGUAAUUUGUGUCGGAAUAAAAACGUCAAUUUCCCGACAUACUUUAUCCGGUGACAAUAUUAUAAUUACAGCGGAGGGUCAAAUGAGAAUAAAAACCUGACGAAGAAAAAUAUCAAUGGUAAAUAUUGAAAGUGAACUGCAUGUGUACGUAAAAUGUAUUUUAUUUUCAUGUGGUUGAGUGUUGUUAUACAGUGAAAAUAUAUUUAGCAACCUUAA
Messenger RNA from Hydractinia symbiolongicarpus, 2696 nucleotides. RefSeq lists its product as uncharacterized. The record is from RefSeq and is a predicted model, not a curated record. NCBI's taxonomy places the organism in Eukaryota, Metazoa, Cnidaria, Hydrozoa, Anthoathecata, Hydractiniidae. Bases 133 to 2070 code for a protein of 645 amino acids. The transcript has 23 exons.